This is a messenger RNA of Nilaparvata lugens (brown planthopper), 1294 nucleotides long. Its product is annotated as cyclin-dependent-like kinase 5. Gene Ontology annotation, biological process: protein phosphorylation; axonogenesis; neuron apoptotic process. The coding region runs from base 310 to 1242 and encodes 310 amino acids. The record is from RefSeq and is a predicted model, not a curated record. Gene Ontology annotation, cellular component: cytoplasm; nucleus. Gene Ontology annotation, molecular function: ATP binding; cyclin-dependent protein serine/threonine kinase activity. NCBI's taxonomy places the organism in Eukaryota, Metazoa, Arthropoda, Insecta, Hemiptera, Delphacidae. The transcript has 6 exons.
CUGAUCAUAAAACAAAAAUGGAGUUUAUCUUUAUUUACUGAAACCAAAGUUGACGUUCAAAGCUGAUUUAUUUGACGUACUAAAAUUGAAAAACCAAAUAAAUUUGUGAAAUAAUUGUGAUAAGAAUGUGAAUCGCAAAAGUGAACGAUAGUUUAACAUUAUGAUGCUGUAGUUUUUGAAUGUAAAACGCUUAAAACAUAGAUAGACCUUUCUAUAACCAACAACUGACAUUCAGUUCAAAUUUACGUACUCAAUAUCAACCAAUAAGUUGGUUAUUUUAAAUUUUACUGUCAAGUGAUAAAUUAAACAAUGCAGAAGUAUGAGAAACUCGAAAAAAUUGGCGAAGGAACCUACGGCACAGUUUUCAAAGCAAAAAACCGGGAAACCCUUGAGAUAGUUGCGUUGAAACGGGUUCGACUGGAUGAUGACGACGAAGGAGUGCCCAGCUCGGCUUUAAGGGAGAUCUGCCUCCUGAAAGAACUGAAACACAAGAACAUCGUUCGCCUCUACGACGUGCUCCACAGUGAGAAGAAGCUGACGCUUGUGUUCGAGCACUGCGACCAGGACUUGAAAAAGUAUUUCGACAGUUUGAACGGCGAGAUCGAUCCCGACGUUGUCAAGUCGUUCAUGUUCCAAUUGCUGAGAGGGCUUGCGUUCUGUCAUAGCCAUAAUGUCCUACACAGAGAUCUCAAACCUCAAAAUCUACUCAUUAACAAGAACGGCGAACUGAAGUUGGCCGAUUUCGGGCUGGCUCGUGCCUUCGGCAUCCCAGUGAAGUGUUACUCAGCUGAGGUGGUCACCCUGUGGUACAGACCGCCCGAUGUCCUGUUUGGAGCCAAGCUGUACACCACCUCAAUCGACAUGUGGUCGGCUGGAUGUAUAUUUGCAGAACUGGCAAACGCAGGCAGGCCUCUGUUCCCCGGCUCAGAUGUGGAUGACCAACUGAAGCGAAUCUUCAAGCUGCUUGGGACCCCGACCGAAGACACAUGGUGUGGCCUACUUCAGCUGCCAGACUACAAGCCAUUCCCCAUCUACCAUCCUAGCAUGACUUUCGCUCAGGUAGUACCCAAACUGAACUCCAAGGGCCGUGACUUGGUUCAGAGACUACUGGUGUGCAACCCUUGUGAGAGGGUAGGGGCGGACGAAGCUAUGGCCCACGCCUACUUCGUGGAUGUGCCUCCGGCUGUAGGGGGCCCAGGGGGGCUUGCCCCUAGGGGCGCACCGCCCAGGGGGGCCGACUGAGACAUGGCCGCCUCUCACAGGCAUCGGGCUACAGUCUGAAAAUGGGCUAGCU